Nicotiana attenuata is the source of this 1684-nucleotide messenger RNA. RefSeq lists its product as uncharacterized. The record is from RefSeq and is a predicted model, not a curated record. The transcript is spliced from 3 exons. NCBI's taxonomy places the organism in Eukaryota, Viridiplantae, Streptophyta, Magnoliopsida, Solanales, Solanaceae. The coding region runs from base 218 to 1444 and encodes 408 amino acids.
UCCUUUGUAAGAACUUAAAUAUAAAAAUCUUAUACUAGUAAUUAAGAUCAAAGAAAUAGAAUGACUGUUUUUCUUUCCUUCCAAGCAUCUCCAAGCAGGGUUACAAGGAAGGGAUGAUAAGGUAAAAGCUGCUAUAUUUGGGCGAUAUGAGGGUGAACUGCCAACUGUUCCUUCUCUAGAGAUUAAAAGAUAGCUGCAAACAUUCUCUCAAUUCCUGAUGUCUUCUACAGAAUUAGGGUCCGGCCACAAUUCUAGAAAUGCAAAAAAAGGGUCACACGAUGUUUCAAGCUGCAUGGAUUCUGAACUUCAUGAGUGUGAGAAAUAUAAUUCACAUGAAUUUAUAAGCGUGUUAGAGUCGGAGCUUAAAGUGUUGAGCUCAGAGAGUGUUGAUAUUCUAAAAUUAUGCGGAGAAAACCAAUUGAUCGAGGAGUUCUAUUCUCAAACAUAUUCUGAUGAUGCUGCAAAGCUAGAUCAACAGCUUAAAGGCUACAAUCCUUCUUCAUAUAGUUACAAAGAUAGACCAUUAAACAUGCUCCAAAGUGUAGUUGGUGAUGGUUGGCAGAAAACACCUGUUAAAACAGAUACCAUAGGAUUUAUGGACUUCAAUUAUUACAACCGCUUUGAUCCUGGACACACCGAGAAGGCCUGUUCUGAACUGGAUUCUCAAUGGACCGGAAUUGAGAAGGCUGAACCAUGGUGGCGCGCAGCUGAUAAGGAGUUAGCUGCCUCAGGUUCUCUCGAGUCAGCUGGGUGUAUUGGGAAUUCUGUUCUUUCAUGGCCUCAGUUUUUGGAAGGUGAGUCAUAUAAUUGUUCUCAGUGUUCUGGCCAGGUUAGUGCGACAGAGAAGGAAUUUCUGGAUACUCGUGACUGUUAUUCGGGACAACGUCCUUCACAAAGUCAAUACAAGAGAUUGUGUGUUGGCAAAGGGUGCUCAACACAUGGUUCAAGACAGACAGAAAGCGGUGAUGACAAUUUAAGUACUGCCAAGGUCCCCUCGGACGAAACUCAACCAAGAUCAAGCGAUCUCAACAAAGCUCAGCUGUUAGUAGCACUAUGCCAUUCUCAAACCCGUGCAAGAGAGGCUGAACAAUUGGCACAGCAAGCCUACAACGAGAAGGAACACGUGAUUAAACUAUUCUUCAGACAGGCUUCUCACCUCUUUGCUUACAGGCAGUGGCUUCAAAUUUUGCAGCUUGAAGCUCUAUGUCUCCAGCUUCGGAACAAAGACGAGCAGAAUUCCACCAACUUUUCGCCUUUCUUACCCUUGGUCCCAAUCAAAGGUAGGAAACUGAAGAAGUGUAGAUGUAAGCCUAUCAAGAGGAAGCCAGCAAAGGAUAAAUGCAAGAUAAACAUGUCUGCAGUAGCUUUUGCCUUGGGUUUGAGUCUUGCUGGUGCAGGUUUGCUACUUGGUUGGACCAUGGGAUGGUUAUUUCCUGCUCUCUAAACCAUCUUACAAUAUAACAUUUAUCACAACAAUCACUCUGUUCCACGGGUUCGCUAAAUUCAUAUAUGUAUAUUCCAUGUCUCUUCAUAUCAAAUUACGUCGGAGAUAUAUUAUUCUAGUAGGUAGCAUUGUACCUUAUAUAUGUAAUUAUACAACAACUACGCCUCAAUCCCUAAGGCAUUUUGUAAAUAUGGUUGUGCUAGUUUCUUGUAUAUAUGUUCUGUGUGUUUCAUAUCUGAA